AUGUCGUCAGCGACCUCGUUCCGCCAGAUCAUCGGCGCCCCCGCCUCGACGGCCUCCCCCACCGACAGCACCCUCGUCAUCAUCGACGCCCAGAACGAGUACGCCGAGGGCAAGCUCGCCGUCGCCGACGUCGCCUCCUCGCGCCGCGCCAUCGCCGACCUCCUCGACCGGUACCGCAGCGCCGGCGGCGGCGUCGUCCACGUCGUCCACGACACCCCGGCCGGCGCGCCCGUCUUCACGCCCGACACGCGGCUGGCGGCCGAGUUUGACGAGCUCGCGCCCCGCGACGGCGAGAAGGUCGUCCACAAGAACUUCCCGGGUUCCUUUGCGGGCACCGACCUGCAGGCGCACCUGGAGGGCCUGGGCGACAAGGGGAAGAAGCUCGUGCUGACGGGGUACAUGGCUCACGUUUGCGUGUCUACCACGGCGAGACAGGCCGCCCAGCGCGGAUUCGACGUGCUCGUGGCCGAGGACGCCGUCGGGGAUCGAGACAUCCCCGGCGUCGACGCCGCGCAGCUCACGCGGGUGGCGCUGAGCGAGAUUGGUGAUGCAUUCGGUACUAUUGUGCAGAGCAAGGACAUCGUUUAA
This is a messenger RNA of Colletotrichum higginsianum IMI 349063, 588 nucleotides long. RefSeq names its product Isochorismatase family. NCBI's taxonomy places the organism in Eukaryota, Fungi, Ascomycota, Sordariomycetes, Glomerellales, Glomerellaceae. The coding region runs from base 1 to 588 and encodes 195 amino acids. The record is from RefSeq and is a predicted model, not a curated record. The transcript is spliced from 2 exons.